AAAAAAAGGUCUUAUGAUUGGGAGGAUUUUUAAAUAAGCUGUGUAAUAACAGCAGGUGUUUGAUUUUUGGUCAAUGACAUCUCCAUUCCUCGCUCGCUACUUACGAAAGUUGAGAGGCAAGUUGACAGCCAAACAACUUGUAAUCACAACUCGUAAACACGUGUUUUAUAGUAAAAUAAUGUAGUGUAGAAAUAUAAAUUGUUAAAAUAUUUAAAAAAGAGUAAAAGACUGCAAGCUCUUACAACAAACAGUUAUAAUUGUGUAGUGUUUUUAAUAAGUGCAGUGAAAUUGAGCACCUGUUGUUUAAAAUGUCGGGUGCCAGUACUUCCCAAAGCCCACCGCCAAUGGCUUCGAUAAGUGAUGUUAGUGCUUUAUUUCAAAACGCAAAAAAGUACGAGGAACUAAAUGUAAUUGGCACAGGAGCCUACGGUACUGUAUACAAAGCCAGAGACCUCCACAACGGCGGCCAGAUUGUGGCCAUGAAGAAAGUGAAGGUAGCUUUGACGGAGGAUGGAAUACCACUGUCUACAUUAAGAGAAAUAGCUCUGUUGAGGCAGCUAGAGGCUUACAGACACCCUAAUAUUGUUAGACUUCUGGACGUGUGUCAUGGUGGUCAGUCUCUAGAGCGCGACCAGCAGCUGGUGCUGUUCCUGGUCUUUGAGCAUGUAGACCAGGAUCUGGAGUCAUUCCUCAAGAGAGCACCGGGGCCAUUGUCACAGAAUAUCAUCAGGAGCAUGUCAUUCGACAUACUAUCCGGGAUCGACUUCCUCCACUCCCACAGGAUAGUCCACCGGGAUUUGAAGCCACACAACCUCCUGGUCACAUCGACUGGACGCGUCAAACUCGCAGACUUCGGACUUGCGAAAACUUACGACACGGAUAUGAAACUAACUAGCGUGGUGGUGACGCUGUGGUACCGUCCGCCGGAGGUGCUGCUGGGCGCGGCCUACAACACGGCGGUGGACGUGUGGUCGGCGGGCUGCGUGCUGGCGCAGCUGCAGGCGCGCGCGCCGCUGCUGCCCGGCGCCUCCGACUCCGACCAGCUGCACUGCAUCUUCAGGUUAAUAGGCCGCCCACCGAGACAAGAGUGGCCUGAAAACGUGUCUAUAAUGCUAGACAGUUUCCCUGACUAUCAGGCCCAAGACCUAGGCAAGAUCAUACCUAGGACACACCCACAUGCCCUAGAUCUUAUCAAAGGUAUGCUAGUCUUUGACCCGGCGAAGCGGUUAACAGCACUAGACUGUCUCCAACACCCGUACUUCACAGAGGAACCACUUACAUAAGCCCAGCGCUGGACAAAAACUAUUAGCCCACCAAUUCUGAAAAAUCAACUUGUCCUAUACAAAAUUUCAGUCUUUACUGAUAGUGCUAGGAAUUUAUUUGCUAGAAAACGAUUUUGUAAAUCAAAAAUUUGUAUAAAACUUACAAAUAAAACAAAACUCCUUGAAUUAUUUAUAAUUCGUACGUACAAAAAUUUGAAAAGGCAUUGGUGUGUGCCUGGAUUUGAACUUACAUGCUUUUGAUUUGGCAGUCUAAUGUUCAUACCACUAUGCUAUUGGCACGUACCGAUGAUUUUGGUGCCCAAAGCGGUGUUCUAUUAACCAAGGAUUGUUCAAAGUGUCCCUGGAUAUCAACAUGUACGUUUAAUAAUGUAAUUUUAAAUGGUUUACACAAACAUAAUUUUUUGAUGUUCGUCUACUAGUUCUUAAGAUAGAUUUAAGUUAUUUUUGUACAAGUUUUCGUCGAAUAAAAUUGUUGUAAUUCGUAUUUGUUUUUAUCAAUUAAUCGAUGUACAACGAGGGCUUUAAGUUUGUCAGAAAUAAAAGCUCCCGAACGGAUUUACCGAUUUUGAUUCAGUUUGUUUUGUAUCAAAAUUGAAUUAUUUGCGAGACAUGUUGUAUUUGUAUAAUGAGCCAUUUUAAAGUUGUUGCUUUAAGUUUUACUGUCAGGGUUUAAUUUUUUUUAGUUGAUGGUUGAUUUAAUAAGCUGUGUAUUUAUUAUGAAUAAUAUUUACGAUUAUAAUAAAACUGAACGAAACCGCAGCGCGAUCUCUUAGACGCCAACGCCAUCUAUCGAGCUUGAUCAAAAACCUUGAACAAUAUUUUGCUAUUAUUGAUUAAUGUAUAAUGUCUUUUUAAAAUAACAAUGUUUAAGUCUCUGACUGUGCUUCUAUCAUAUUAAAUUUUAUUUUUUGUA
Molecule: messenger RNA, 2196 nt
Organism: Trichoplusia ni (cabbage looper)
Lineage: Eukaryota; Metazoa; Arthropoda; Insecta; Lepidoptera; Noctuidae
Gene: Cdk4
Product: cyclin-dependent kinase 6
Exons: 7
Coding region: 309-1283 (324 amino acids)
Biological process (GO): G1/S transition of mitotic cell cycle; protein phosphorylation; signal transduction
Cellular component (GO): cytoplasm; nucleus; cyclin-dependent protein kinase holoenzyme complex
Molecular function (GO): ATP binding; cyclin-dependent protein serine/threonine kinase activity; cyclin binding
Source: RefSeq, a predicted model, not a curated record